AUGAGCAAGCAGCCUCAGGAAACCCAGCAUAUUUUCUCCUACAUAGCAGUUCUUAACCUUUGUGGUGCUGUGAACUUUUUUAGAUCUUCCAAAAUCAAUAAAUCAGUUUCAAAAGCGCCAUUUCCGCGAUGUUCAACAACGGUCCUUGGUGAAUUUUUUAACAGUUGGGUCUUGAAGUCCACUUUGAACUUCGUAAGAAAUGAAAAAGUAGUUAGAAAAGGAAGUAGAGAGUUCCAGAAAAAUGGUCCAGAAAAAGCAAAAGCAGAUUUAGCAACAGAGGAUUCAACACGAAUCAAGAAAUAUUGA
Molecule: messenger RNA, 306 nt
Organism: Helobdella robusta
Lineage: Eukaryota; Metazoa; Annelida; Clitellata; Rhynchobdellida; Glossiphoniidae
Exons: 2
Coding region: 1-306 (101 amino acids)
Source: RefSeq, a predicted model, not a curated record